GGGGGGGGGGGGAUUCUUGCUCUGAAUUUUGCCUUACUGAUAUGGUUUUCUCUUUGGUGAAGAAGGAUAUUUUUAUGGUAUUCACUUUUCCAAACUAUGCCCACCAUUUUCAAAAUUCUAUAUUGUAACCCUAAGGUACCUUAAGUGUGUACGGUGUAACCUUGCCAUUAAGUUGUUGUUAGCUAAAACCCAGCCCUCACGACCUUGCCCUCACCACCCUAACUAACGUACCUAGCCACCACCACACUCAGCAACCGCCACACCUAGCAACCGCCACACACCAACAACCCCAUCAUCGCAUAUCGCCUCACCCGCACCAAAGAAAGUGUUCAAAUGAAUGGACGAAUUUUAUUCAAAAUUUUGUAGAAAAUUAGUGUAGGGCUUUAGUUUAAUUGGAUUUAAAUUGCAAAAUUAAUAAGUUGUUGAUUGUUGUUUUCGUUUUGAAAUCAAAGAGUUUGGUUCAAAACAAUAGAAUACCCUAAUUUUUUCCCCCAAAUUGAUUUUCAUUGUUAAUUCAUUAAUUUUGGUUCAAUUAGUUUAAGAUAAUGCACAAAACUUGUUUUAAUUGUUUUUUCCGAUUAAAUAUACACAAAUAUGCAUAUAAUUUUGGUCGGAAUUUUUCCAAUGAACGGCGGUGGUGGCACAUUAAGUGGUUUGUAGGGUGGGUGCGGUGGCUUGGGUGAAGUCCGGUGGCUGGGGUGGGGUUCAGUGGGUGGUUCGGUGGGUUUGGAGGAGGGAAGGGUUGGUGGUGGGUGGGUUUGCAAGAGGGAGGGAUUUUUUUUUUUUUUAAUAGUUUUUUUAACAAAAGUUAACGGUAUUAACUUUAGGAUUAGUGGAGGGGUUACAUCGUACACGCUAAAGGUAUCUUGGGGUUAUAACGUGGAAUUUUGAAAAUGGGUGGGCACUGCUUGGAAAAGUGAAUAUUGUAGGGGUGUUGUGUAGAAAAACCCAAAACAAAUAUAGCAAAGUAUACGGGUUCCAUAAUGUGCGGGUGUAGUACCUUUUGUCCGGUAUGAGUAUGGCAGCAAUUUCAAAUACCCAUGUUUCAUAGGCUACACCGCUACAGUGCUUUACAGGUUACGAAUAGCAACAGGUCGGUUUAUUUGGAUUAACCUUGAGUUGAAACGGUUUCUUGUUAGUAACGAUUUGGGUUAAAAUGGUCACAUGUUGUAAAUGGUUCAUGACUUCGUGUGUAACAAUUUACGGCCUAAAAUUAUUAUCGAAUAUGGGUAGAGAUGUCAAUUCGGGUAUUCAACUCGAGUUCGGGUCGGAUCAAAUCGGGUCUCAGGUCAAAUCUGGAUUAACUGAUCAAGUUAUGUUGGGUCAAUUUAGUCUUAUCAGGUUUAGGUUCGAGCCGGGUCAAUUUUGGUUCAGGUUGUUUCGGAUUGUUCACCCUUUCAGAUGUAGGUCGGAUUCGAUUUGAGUCAAAUUCAGAUCGGGCUCAAUUUCAAUACAGGUUGUGUUGAGUCGGGUUUGGAAGGGUUAAUAGAGGGUACAUUCGUGUUCGAGUUAAGGUUAGGUCAAAUAAUUAUUUAGUUGGAUAAUCUUAAAGUUGGAUCAUUCUUGGUUUUGGUUCAAGUUUAAUUCGAAUAAAUAUUGAUGUGGUCAAGUUGAACCUAUAUAAUUACGUCUUCCAUAAUUUGAUCAAGCUUAUCAAGAUUUUAUUAAACCUACAUACGAAAUUAUAGAGAACAAAAGGUAUAUAAGCUAAACAAAUUGUGCCAAUAUGUUUUUAAGGUUGUGGGUUUACAAAACUGUACCAAAAUAUAAGCUGAACAAAAGGUAUAUAAAAAUUUUAUUAAACCUUCCAUUACUCAGGUCAAUAACUGGUUCUAAUUGGGUCGGGUACUAGUUCGGGUUCGGAUUGUUGUCUGGUCGGAUUAAAUCGACUGGCGGCUAUGAUCAGGUCGGGUGCAGGUAAGUUGGGUUCAAAUCAUUGCCGGUUCUGGUCGAGUUCCCGGGUCGGGUCAGUUUUUGACAGCUCCAGAUACGAAUCGUCUACGGUUCAACGAUUUUCAUGCAAAUUUGGAUAUGUGUUGAAUAUAGUUUGGUCAAUUAUCAGAUCCCCAUUGAGGGGCUCUAAACCAUUCAGAUGAUCUUUACCCAAAAAGAAAUUUACGAUUUGGGUUAAAAAUUAACAUCUUUACUCAAGAUUAAAAUCGUAGAGGUAUCAAUUCGGGUAUUUGUAUUGGGUUUAGUUAAGUCAAGUCUAUUUUAAAGUUGAGACAUGCUAAAUUAUUGUGUCUAUUUGAGUCGAAAUUCAAAUGUUUUUCGAGUCAGAUUAGAAUGAGUCAAUCGGGUUAGUUUUUAACACCUCUUCCGUCAAGAGUCCGAGUCAUCUAUGUCAAACUAAUUUCUUGGUCUCGACCGGUUCCAAGCCCGAAAAUCAAAAUGAAUGAAGUGGGGACUUUGGUGGUAUUUGGGCGGCCAUUUCCGCGUUGUUUUUGUUCCCUUUAUUCUCAGUUUCUUAAGGAAUGAACAUAGAUACUCGUUUGAAUUUAAAAACCCCCAAAAUAUCCUAAAUUUUAGGGAAACAAAAUUGAAAAUUGUUACAACUUCUCUGGUUAACCUAUUUUACAAUCACGCGGUCAAUUAAUUCGGCCUUCUGAAGUUACGUUACAAUUUCUUUUCAAUUGUUAGAUCCAGUCAAUUUUCAAAAUUCUGAGUCUCAAACACAACUUGAAAUUUCUUGAUAACGCAUGUACAAUUUACAACACAAACGCUUUUCUCUUGCUGAGUAAAACGCUUGUAGGUUGAAUUCAAUCGAUUUUCUCAAUUGGGUUCGUUUUAAUUUGGACAUUUUGAUCGUUCUGCAACUGGGUUGAAAUUUUCUCAAUUGGGUAUUGCUGGAAGUUAAAUUUUCUGGAAUUAGGGUUUGAGGUUCAGCUUGAAAUUAGUCAAAUUGGUUCAAAUUUGACAGUUUAUGGCAAUUUGUGUUAAGAAUUGAAAUGGGUAUUUUGGAUUUUUGUAGCUACUGCAAAAAGGGGGAAAUUUUUUGCAUUUUUCUGAAGUUAUUGGAAUCCCUUUUUUAGGGUUCAUGUUGUUAUUGAUUCAAGUGCCAGGUAAAUUUUGAGGUUCUGGGUUUUAUUGAUGAGAUGAAAAGUAUUUUUUGUGUUUGGAAUAGUGAAGCUACCGAAAAUGCAAAUAAAAGAUGUGGGGUGUUGUAUGGUGCUUGUUCUUGUGUUUUGGUCUCUUUUGGGAACGACCCUGGAAGAUAGGACAGUGAUCCGGGAAAUACUUUCUGGUUUCGAGCUCGAUUCGGCUCCUGAAGAGUUUGAUCAAAAUUUGGUGGAGGUAUUAGCUAUUAGUUGCAGGAAUGAGUUGAUACAUGUGAAUCAAAUUUAUAAAGGUCUUGGUUUUACUGAGCCAGAUGCUUCAAGAUCAAAAACUGGAAAAAUUCUCAACAGUCAAGCAUUGACAGAGAAUAAUGUUCGGAAAGCUCUCAGCAUUAUAGAGCCACAGAAAAAGAAUAAUAUCUUCAAAUGCUUCAGGGAUAAUUUUCAGAUCUCCCCAAUCUCCGGUGAAGAUGCCAGUCCAGAUGGUUGGUUUCAUAAAGAUCUGCAUUCCGUACACCUAAAGCUGAAGCCCACUGUCGACUCAAGAAGGCUUUUAGCUGAAGUUCCUUCUCCAUCUCCAUCUCCUUCUCCUUCUCCUUCUCCAUCCUCAUCUCCAUCUCCUUCUCCUGCCUUUGCCCCUUCUCCUCAAUCUUCUGGCUUUAAACCUUCUGGUCCAAAGCGCAAAGCUCCACCUCCACCAGACAUUUUUUCCUUUCCAAUAACUGUUCCCAAAUCUUCACCAGAUGGUGGACAUUCUGAGUCAGAUUCCGCAGCAGACACUGGCAGCAAAGACCACAGCCGCACUACAAUUGUUGUUGCUGUUGUUGUUACUGCAUGUGUAACAUUUUUCGCUGCUUUAAUCAUAUUUUUAUGCUGUCGUAAAGCUUUUGGCGGAGGUUCCAAAAUGGAACAUAAGGAUGACAGACCCCUUCUAAGCUUAAGCUCGAGUGACAUCUCUGCUAAUGGUUCUUCACCAAAGUUUUGGACUUAUGAAAAUUCUGUUCAGAAAGGAAAUUCUGUUUACUUGAGUACAAUUGGUGGUGUCUCUUCAGAUGUUAAGUUAUCAAUGGAAUCUGCUAACAACGUGACAGCAAAUACUUCCUUUGAUACUUCAAACAUGUCUAGCAAUAAUAAUGUAUCAUCAGGGCUGAAGCCACCUCCUGGAAGAAUUGGUGUGCCUACCUCUGGAAAGCCUCCUUUGAGGCCACCCCCUGGGAGAGCAGAUCCCUUGCCACCUGAACGCCCUGCUUCCUUGAGGCGAGGUCCAAGUACAGGAGGACCACCUCCUCCUCCUCCUCCAAAGCCCCAAGCAGCUGCUCCUCCUCCUCCUCCCCCUCCUAAAAAAACAGCCCCACCUCCUCCUGGGCCUCCGCCACCGCCACCAGCUCGUGGAGGGAAGCCUGGGCCCCAAGCACCACCACCGCCAAAGGGUGGUAGUACACCAUCUCGACUCCCACCAAUUGCAGUCAAAGGUAGCAGUUCUGCUAAUGGGGAUGAUGCUUCAAAAGCCAAGCUAAAACCGUUCUUUUGGGACAAGGUUCAAGCCAACCCUGAACAUUCAAUGGUUUGGGACCAACUUAAAUCAGGGUCUUUCCAGUUCAAUGAAGAGAUGAUAGAAUCAUUAUUUGGUUUUGCCGCUUCUGAGAACAAAAAUAAUAAAAAGAAAGAGUCUUCCUCUCGCGAUCCACCAUCACAAUUUAUUCAACUUAUUGAUCAGAAAAAGGCACAAAAUCUUUCUAUCCUUUUACGGGCAUUAAAUGUUACAACUGAAGAAGUUCGUGAUGCUCUGCUAGAAGGGAAUGAGCUUCCUUCGGAACUCCUUGAAACUUUGUUAAAAAUGGCUCCAACCCAAGAAGAAGAACUGAAACUGAGACUUUUUGAUGGUCAAAUAUCUCAACUUGGACCAGCUGAGCGGUUUUUGAAGGCUCUGGUGGACAUCCCUUUCGCAUUCAAGCGAAUGGAUACUUUACUUUUUAUGGUUACUCUACAAGAGGAAGCUACAUCAGUGAAGGAAUCCUUCAUAACUUUAGAGGCUGCUUGCAAGGAACUCAGAAAUAGUCGCCUUUUUCUGAAGCUUCUAGAAGCUGUUCUUAAGACUGGUAACCGUAUGAAUGAUGGAACGUAUCGUGGUGGUGCUCAUGCGUUUAAGCUGGAUACAUUGUUGAAAUUGGCCGAUGUCAGAGGAACAGAUGGCAAGACCACACUUCUCCAUUUUGUUGUUCAGGAAAUAAUCCGCUCAGAAGGUGUGAGGGCUGCCCGUGCUUCCCGAGAGAGCAAAAGUAUGUCCAGCGUUAAGUCUGAAGAUCUUUUGGAAGAUGUUCCUGAUGAUUCUGAGGAGCACUAUCGCAGUCUUGGUCUUCAGGUUGUUUCAGGAGUAGGAGACCAGCUAGAAAAUGUCAAGAAAGCAGCAUGUUUGGAUUCAGAUAUUUUGACAGGAACCCUUACAAAGCUUGGAAAUGCUUUGCGUAAAGCAAAGAACUUUCUCAACAAAGAAAUGUCAGAAGUGGAUGAGCAUAAUGGUUUCCACCGAGCCCUUAAAAGCUUUGUAGAGCUUGCUGAGGGGGAUAUCACUCGUCUGUUGGAGGAUGAAAAAAGGAUUACAGCUCUUGUAAAGAAUACUGUUGAUUACUUUCAUGGAAGUUCUGGAAAGGAAGAGGGAUUGCGUUUGUUUGUUAUAGUCCGAGAUUUCUUAAUAAUGUUGGACAAAGCAUGCCGAGAGGUGAAGGAGAAGCCGAGGUGGCCUACCAAAAAUCAGAAGAAACGAGAGCCUCCGUCGAGGCAAACGUCUUCUGAAACCCCUCGAACACCAUUUUCUCCCGAUUUUCGCCAAAAACUUUUCCCGGCUAUUGUAGAGAGGCGAAUGGACGAUGGUACAAGUUCAGAUGAUGAUUGAGGACACACUGACACAGUAUCUCUUGUAAUUGUAGUCUUUUAUUGUGUUUUUGCAGAUUUCAGCUGGGGAUCAGGAGGACUUCUAUUUGGAAUCCCUAGUCAAGAAGAUCAACAGUUAUCAUCCAAACUCCUUCUGAAGUGAGUUUUUCAGGAGAUCCGACAUUAAGGCGUAUAAAAUGUUAACAGUUCCUCAACUAUGCAUCAUCAGUUCAUCACAGAUCCCCCUUGUAGAAAUAUACCUUCAGCUCGUAUUCUCCUAGUGACUCGUGCUUAGCUACGACUUUUUCACCCUGUAAUUUAUUUUUAAUUUAAUUAAUUUAGUUCAUUUUUUGUAUGAUCGUCUAUUUGUCUGACUCUGUAGAUCACAAUUAUUGCCUGGCAGUUUGAAACUAUAGAAAAGAUUCUCAUUAUAAACUGAAUUGUAAAUUUUAUCAUGCAAAUGCCUCAUUGUACGCUUUGAUCCA
Messenger RNA from Chenopodium quinoa (quinoa), 6412 nucleotides. Its product is annotated as formin-like protein 5. The transcript has 7 exons. NCBI's taxonomy places the organism in Eukaryota, Viridiplantae, Streptophyta, Magnoliopsida, Caryophyllales, Amaranthaceae. The record is from RefSeq and is a predicted model, not a curated record. Gene Ontology annotation, biological process: actin cytoskeleton organization; actin nucleation. Gene Ontology annotation, molecular function: actin filament binding. Bases 3139 to 5949 code for a protein of 936 amino acids.